GUUUUCUUUAGACCUUCUGGACAGCGACCCGGGGCGGGGUGCUACAGAAUAUGAUGAUCCAAGAGGUGAUGGGGGCCAAGUACUCGGCCUCUAAAAAGGCUUAUCUGAUAAACAUUUUAAGCCACAAGACCAACCAGGUGUACGGGCCGGCCCAGAUCGUCCUCACAAAGGAGGAGUACACCUGGGCCCUCCGUUUCCUGGAGGUGAAAGACAAACUGCCUGGAGGGACAACGGCAAAAUAUUUCUUUUUUACUUCCACCCCUAACCCUUGCAAAAACCUGAAUAAUUACUUUCAGGAGGCGUGGAAGUAUAUGGACUUGCCGGGGACGCCCACCUUCACGGACAUCCGGACCUCCAUCGCCAGCCACGCAAAGUUCACGCACGGCAACGACGACAGAGAGAAAAUAUCGAAGUUCAUGUGUCACGACGUCAAAACGGCUGACAAAUUUUACGUGACAAACCUGUCAGCGAAGCAGGCGAUGGAGCACCGCAUUCUUUUUGAGAGGUCCUUGGAGGGUGAGGAGCGCUCUCCGGCAAAACCGGCGUCCGCGGAGCCCGGGGCCGAUAAGAAGAGGCAGUCGAAGAGGAAGUCGACAAAGCCACGCAAGAAAAAACCGAAGAAACGCAAACGUCGGGGAGCGACACGGCCGCCGCCACCUCGGAUGAGGAGUCCAGCCAGGAAGAGAAAGCGGAGAGAAAAAAGACUGCAAGGAAGAAAUACCCCCUCCAACAGGGCAGCCCGCGGGUCUUGCUGACGCCAGUAAAAUCUGGCGUAAGAAAGUUCUCGCAACUGUCUCCGUUAAAGGUCAGAAAGACCAUUGUAUCAAAAUCAAUGACUUUGACGGGCAUGGCCCGGCUUGCCAAGGGGGCCUCUGUCGUGAGGGACCUCAUGGCAAAGACACAAAAAAGCCCUUCCCCAAAGACCCCGAAAGAGGACUGAUUUGGUUUUUGAUAGAUGUGUGUUUUUUAAAUAGAUGUGUUUUUUAAA
Molecule: messenger RNA, 988 nt
Organism: Misgurnus anguillicaudatus (oriental weatherfish)
Lineage: Eukaryota; Metazoa; Chordata; Actinopteri; Cypriniformes; Cobitidae
Source: RefSeq, a predicted model, not a curated record